Molecule: messenger RNA, 1362 nt
Organism: Capronia epimyces CBS 606.96
Lineage: Eukaryota; Fungi; Ascomycota; Eurotiomycetes; Chaetothyriales; Herpotrichiellaceae
Product: arginine-tRNA-protein transferase
Exons: 11
Coding region: 1-1362 (453 amino acids)
Biological process (GO): protein arginylation
Cellular component (GO): cytoplasm
Molecular function (GO): arginyl-tRNA--protein transferase activity
Source: RefSeq, a predicted model, not a curated record
AUGCCAAACGAAGUCUCCUUGUUGAAGCCGCUCGGCUAUCAACGAAAGAGCUCAUGUGGCUAUUGCAAGAGUACCACCGGCAGCUCCGCCUAUUAUAUGUCAUGUGACAACCUAAGACUCGAUCACUACCAAGAAUUGAUGGAUAGGGGUUGGAGACGGUCGGGUUCACUGUACUACAAGCCUGAUCUGCUCCAUUCGUGCUGUCCACAAUACACCAUUCGGUAUCUCAAGGCGGCAGACUUCAAGCCCGGCAGAGAAAGCCGCCGGGCCAUCAAUAAAUGGAAUGACUUCGUGAUUGGCCUCGAGUACAAACGAAAGGCUGCCAUGCUGUGUCCUCGGAGCAGAGAGCAAAAACGUCGGACCAGAGAUAGAUUCGAUUUGUUGAGCGCUGUCCACCAGGCAGAAUCCAACAAUAUCAAACGACCUUUCGACAGAAAGACUGGGCAGCCCAUUGAACCGGCCCAUAAAUUUGAGGUCAAUCUUGAGGGCGACAGCUUUACGAAGGAAAAGUACGAUGUCUUCCUCAAGUAUCAAUUGCAGAUUCACAAAGAUCCAGCCUCGCGCUGGAAAGAGCAGGCCUUUACGCGAUUCCUCUGCAAAGGCCUUGAUCGCAAGAUCCUGAAGAUCAACGGCAAGACACUCAAGCUGGGUUCUUACCAUCAGUGCUAUCGCCUGGACGGGAAACUGGUUGCGGUCGGAGUCCUCGAUCUCCUGCCACAUGCCGUCAGCUCUGUAUACUUGUUCUAUGAUCCUGAGUAUCAGGACUGGGAUCUCGGGAAGAUAAGUGCUCUUCGUGAGAUUGCACUGGCCCUCGAGGGCCAUUACGAGUACUACUAUAUGGGCUAUUACAUCCACUCUUGUAUCAAGAUGCGGUACAAAGCCCGGUUCUCACCAAGUUACCUCCUCGAUCCCGAAAGCUUCGAAUGGAAUUUAUUCGAUGACAACAAUCGCCGCGAGCUUGACAAGCGUAAAUAUGUUUCCCUUUCGCGUGACCGCAAGUAUGGAGUAGCCCACGAAGAAAGCAACGACUCAGCAGCGUCGAGCACAGAAUUGUCAGUCUUUGAUGACGAGCAAGAUCUUGAGUUCGACGAAGCACCCAGUGACGAAGAGGAUGCAGAGAUCCCUGAAGGGUCACUAUUCGAUUACAACAUACCCGGCGUGCUUUCCAAGGAUGAGGUUCAACGUCUAGACCUGGACCAUUGGCGUUUGCUGGUAAGGAAUGCUUUCAUCGAGCUAGAGGAUCUCCGAGGCUGGGAGGACUGGACAAUCGACAACCCUGGCUCGAUAAAAGGCAUUGCCGCUGAGCUGAUCGCGGCUACUGGCCCAAAUCUCCUUCAAAACUCAGCACUUGACCUGUUUUGA